UUACGAUAGAAACUAUGAAGAAACUGGUGGCAUCCGUUCUUCUCCUCCUGUUUCCAGUUUCUUUGUGUGUGGAGUUGUGUGUACAAUACGAUAAGAGUUGCCUCCAAGAGAACUGCCAGAGAUCGAUACCCUGUUAUCACGGCUUUUGUGACGUGGCAGGAAAAUGCGUCUGCGAUGCCUGUUACCAUGGAGAUAGUUGCGACGUAUACGUGGAUAAGUACAUGCCCUCAUUUUAUUCGACCGAAGACGAGGUCUACAUAGAAGAUCCUUGGGUUGCCACCCCCGUUUACCACGCUCAAGCUUUCGAUAACGAUUACGACAGUACCUGCGCUCGAAAUGAGGUCCGAUGCGAUUGUUCCCUUAUCUUUUACUACUUGGUGGACGAGAAGGAAUUCUUCUCUAUCAACAACGUAACGGGUGAAGUAUACAUCAAAGAGCCCGUGGGCCUUCUUUCUGUAGGAAUUUACACCAUUCUCGUCGAAGCCAAAGGAUUGAAUCACGAAUGGGAUACGGCCAGUGGAGUCAUUCAGGUGACGUUUUAUUUGAGCAACGACAUUUGGACGGAUCAAGAACAAAUCACUAAGAACGUGAUGAAGAACGCGUCUAACGUCCCCCUAAUCAGGCAAAAGAGAGAAGAUUCGGUCAACAACCAGAUGACGUCCUUCGAAUUAAGCAAAAUAGAAGGCGAGGAAGAGAAAAUGGAAAUAGGGAAAACCGUUUGUUACAGCUUGGCUAUAAAAGUGCCCAAAACCGAAAAACUGGACGUCAUUGUUGAGAUAUUUACCAAACAGAUCAACAAUAACAGUUACCUCCCCACUUUUGCCUUGUGCAAAGUACAAAUCAAACCGUCUGGUGAUGCCAUUUCGUACUCCCAAGAGAAACCCCACAUCAGGAUGAUUCUCAGCGACCACAUUAACACAGUAUACGAUCGUGCCGUGAUCGAUUUUGGAUACAUCAGUAACACUGCAGACGAAAGCCAAUUGGAAGUGACGUUUUGCAUCGCUCAAAUAAGAAAUCUCGACACUACUUACAAUCAGAAACAUUUCGUCACUGCAGGGGCGGAAUAUGACCAAGAAAACUACGUUUGGGUGGGGCAGGCGGAAGUCAUUCCAAAUGAAGUGGAAAAAUCUGCAGACGUUCCCGAAAUAGUAACAGAAGUAACUGGUCCUACUGAAAUUGCCUUGGAUUCGGCUGGGGUGUAUUAUCUAGAUUCCUGGAUCAGCAUUCGUUCCUCCAACGUCACAGUAGAGGUUCAAUUAAACGACACGGAAACCAUUUUAACGGUUGGUCACUUGGGAGUAAUGCAAUUUGGGGAGUACUACGUCUGUGUUCCACAAGAUAUAUACUACUAUAAUGCUAGUUACACGGGUUCCGAGAAGACGUGUCUCAACACCAAAGCCAAACUGGAAUUGGGGUUAGUUACUAAUAUAGGUCCAUUGGAUAAACAAAUAAAAGACGAUGGUAACAAGAUCCGUUUUACGUUCGCCGUUUACGCCCCUAACAUACCCUCUAAUAUUGGUAAAAAGGUCGACAUCUCGGCAGGUAUUUUGAUAGGGGAGGAGAAAGUUUGGUCUUCAAUUAUCUCUGUUACCAUUAAAGAAAGAGAAGAUGAGCCUCGGCCUAAACUGCACGCGGUGGACACCAAAAUUUAUCCCAAAGAAGAUCAAACGGCAGCUGUGGGCAGUUUGAUGUCCUAUAUUCUUCUCACUACGCUAGACGGCGUGGGAGGUUAUUUUAAUUACGUGAUUAAAGUAGUGGUUCCGAAAGAAGGCGGCAAAAUACAGAUGGAACCUUGCGGUGCCAGAUUGCUGAAAGCGGUAGACAGCUUUAACGUUCCUUACGUUCCUUGCGAUGUGGACAUAGAACCGGAGUACGACGGAGAUCAGACGUUUCUUAUUAAAUUGAACAGGCUACACGUCACAGAUCAGCAUUCUCCCGCCAAAUCCAACGAUUCUCUGAUCAUGUCCGAGUUGAUAGUGAAGAUUUCGACUCACGAUCACUCCGUGUCCGGAAGCAAACUACAGAUGACAGUUUCGGUGGAGUCUUCUAAAGACUUUAUUGAUGUUCCUGUAGGGCAAGUCGAGAUCAUAGAAACGAAAAGUCAACCAGUUCCUUCUGUCGAGAUAAAAAAUGCAGUGUCUUGGGAACUGUUACACGAAGGAGGAGCCAUCGCUUUUGACGUAGUGGUCACCAUCACCCCCUCAAUCGGCUAUGGAGAUUUGUUCUUCGAAGCGGCAGGAGACGAAGAUUCUAUUCUUCAGAUAUGUAUGAUCGAACUUACCGACGUUGGCUCCCAUUUACCUUGCCUGGGAAUGCAUAGGGAUGACGUCAAUCGCAAUAUCACCUACAGUUUAGUAAAUUCCGAAUCGACAUGCCUGAAGAGCAACAGAGCAGCCAUGAAAGUGGGAGAUGUCGGAGCUGUCAACAGAGAUAAACAAGGGGAUAGAAACGCUUUCGUCAUUAAAGUGGUAGCUUCUUUACCCACUUGUUCCGAAUUCGAUGACGAGACAGACUACGAACUGACUGUUGGUUUAACUAUCGGUACCAGAUCUAUGUGGGCCUCUGAAGUUAAAUAUACUUCAACUAUUCAAACUUCAACUAUUCCGGAAGAGAAGAAGCCUUUCGUCAACGUAGACGUAACAUCAGAAGGCGUAGCUCCCGGUUAUCCGGUCGAAGUAGUGAUAACCAUCAAUACAGCUCCAGAUUCCAUUGGCCAGUAUAAAAUUAUUCUGAGAGCAGAAGAAGAAGAUAGUAGCGUGUGUAUUCUUCGCGUCAAGGCUGCAGGAAAGAAUAUGCCUUGUGUCGAAUUCGAAACUCCCUCUAUAUAUAUCCCUCACACCAAUAAAGAUAAAGGAAUAAAAGAAGCGAAAAUACAGUUUUCUGCACUUUCCAAUAUAGGAACAUCCGAGUCGAAUCAGACGUCGGAGGAAAAUGCUUUACAGCUGCAAGCCAUGGUCAAAUUAUCGAAACAAGCCAAAAAUGAUCAGGAAUUGAAUUGGAAAGUGGAUUAUGGGAGUGGAGAAGCGAAUGGAGAAAUUACCAUUCCUCUGAAAACUGAUUCCGUCCCGCAAAUGUAUGGAGAUGAUCCAAGAGCUGCCAAUCUAACUCUCACUCCUAGUAUCGAAGCAGCUAUUGGGGCACCACAGUUUGUAACACUGGAUCUAGAAUUAAACGAAUUCUUCUUGGCACCCAUCACUGUCAAAAUUAUGAAUCCGGAUAGUUCGAAGCAUCCCUACGACGUAUGUUUGGCCGGUAUCACGACUAUAGGUGUGAAUUAUCCGUGUUUGGCACCUUCUACCGUUGUCACUCAAAUUCCCGCUAGCUCGGAAAGCAAUUAUAAGGAUUCUGCAGACAUUCGUCUAGGAACGGUGUGUAAUUCCUACAUCGAUAGAGAAAACUUCUCUGCAAAUUUGAUACAACUUAAAGUUGCCCUCUACUUAAAACAAGAAGUAAAUGUGGGCGAUGACAUUCGUGUGGCCAUUCAGAUUGUCCUCGGCAAUAGAACCAUCACAAAUUUGCCACAACUGAGUAGCAAAGCUGUAAAGAGUAUAGAAGAUGUAAAUCCACCCGACGAAGUGGUAGUGAAACCCAGUGAUGGCGAAAACAUUCCCAUUAAAGUCCGUCAGCGCGUUUGGGUAACCUACGAAAUUACCAUUCCUCCCCAUUCUAUUAUGAAAGUGUCCGUCAGAGUCAAGGCACCCAUCAAGGAACGUCGAGCAGUCUUCACACUUCAUCAAUUGCGACUAGUGUCCGGUGGUAAAAACCUUCCUUGCCCAUUAGCUUCGGGGGAAGUGGAGUACCGACUCUUAUCGAAUGUGCCCACUGCCCAAAACGACACAAUAGAAGCAGAUUUGGGAUAUUUUGGAAAUUUAGGAGUUACGCACGUGAAUAAUGCCGAAGGAGAGGAGGACGACGAUAAACUUAAAAUUGAGGUUUUGGUCGAGUUGGCCGAUCAUCCCGAAAGCGAGCACGGAUCAGUCCAUAUGGUAGAUUGUAUUGCAAUCAUCAAUGGGGUGGAAGGUAAAGCGCAGCAACCUUUCGUAAUCGAGCGCACUGGUGAGGAGAAAGCGGAUCUGACCGCUGAAGUCAUUGUAGAUGACAGUAAAACAUUCCAGAGUGGUGACGUCAUACAGAUGUACGCAUAUUUGAAACACAGCAAUGUAUCUCUAGCCGAGCCUUAUGAUAUCACGUUGCGUCUGUAUAUCCCUCCUUACGUCGUUUUCAAUACGGAAACCAGUUGGAACCCUAUUAAACUAACUAUAAAAAACGAAUCGGGAGGACUGGAUAUCGUGUUCCCCCUUCUGACCUUUCCAGACGAAGUUGAAGUUAAUUUCACGGUGUUAGCCGAUCCUCAUAAGCAAAGGAAGCAUGGUAAAGGUGUCAUAACCGCCACAACCCCCUACAGAAUUUUGUGUCGUCAGACUCUUCGGUCUCAACCUGUGCAAAAUCCACCCAAAGAUGGUCUUUUCGAUUGUUCUCAGAUGAGCCAUCUCCUUUACAAGAUUAACAGCGCGGCUUGCAAUGACAAACUGGGAUUGGACGAUCCAGCAAUCAUAGAAAACUGUCAAUUUACCGCUUCUUCGGCAGCCAGCAAAGAAUGGGCACCGUAUUACGCUCGAGUAGUUACAGGAGGAAAGGAUACGGGAAAAGCCUGGUCUCCACCCGUGCGAACUGGACCAUGUCAGCAUUAUCUUCAGGUGGACUUCUUGCGUAACGUUCGAGUAGGUUCGGUAGUUCUUCAGAGAAUCGAUGGGUUACGCCACGUUACGGAAUUUAAAUUCUUGUAUAGUAAAUCCGGCAUCGAUUGGAUUCUGGCCAUUCAGGCAACAACUAAUUAUCAGGAUGAUUUGUCGACUACAGAACUAACCAUGCCCGUUGUGGGCCGUUUCUUCAGAUUAGUUGUGCUAAAAAAUAACGAUCCGACUGAUCUGAGCAAGAACGUCGGUGUCAGAAUGGAAUUAUACGGAUGCGUUGUGGAUAAAGAUAUUUUUGUUAGGUGCGGUUCGGAUGAUACUUGGUAUACCGAUGAUCUAAAGAAAGUCGGACGACACAUGGUCUUGGAUACAGAAUUGGAAAGAAUAUAUUUCUGCGAUGCUAGAGACGAUCCCAAUAAGAAAAUGUGCUAUUCUUCCGACGACGGAAUCAGCUGGAACAUACUUCCCUGGAACAUAGGAAGCCUUUUGGGUUACGAUUCCGAAACGAGACUAGUUUACGCAGUGGACGACAGAAACUGGGCUUACAUGGCCACCAACGACAGUCUGCAUUGGACUUUUGUCAAGAAAACCGACAUGGGCAAUAUUCGGGGCCGAAACAGUUUUAAAUCCAGAGUCAACAUCCCUUCUGUGACGCAAAAGGAACUAGGAACCGUCUCCGCUGGAAAAUGGAAAGCUACUGUAGAUUCCUUGAAUUACGAAGGACACGCCCGAGUCAAAUGGGACCUGUGUUGCUCCACUUGAUUUUCUACGUCAUACGAAUCCUAUUAAGAUAAAUCGCCGCUUGUUUCGUUG
Messenger RNA from Centruroides sculpturatus (bark scorpion), 5507 nucleotides. RefSeq lists its product as uncharacterized. NCBI's taxonomy places the organism in Eukaryota, Metazoa, Arthropoda, Arachnida, Scorpiones, Buthidae. Gene Ontology annotation, molecular function: calcium ion binding. The transcript is spliced from 31 exons. Gene Ontology annotation, cellular component: membrane. The coding region runs from base 15 to 5456 and encodes 1813 amino acids. The record is from RefSeq and is a predicted model, not a curated record.